UCGUUCACGUUGUAGUUGUAAUUUUCCCUUUUCUGUCAAAUUUAAAUUACUCGAAUUAGAGAAAAAAAAAUUUUAAAGACUUUGUUUUUUAAUAGGUAACGUUAUAUAAUGUAAUUUAAAUAAGGAAAUGAGUAUACGCGUUAAAAAUAAGUAACAAAAAUUUUGCCAAAUAUCUAGGCAUGUGUAAAUAAUUGUGUUUUGUCGCAGUAGCAACAACAACAAGUGCGGGAGUAUUUUCUAUUGUGCCAAAGAAGAGCCAAUUUAUUAAGUGAAGAAGAUAUUUAGUUAAAUAAUUUCGAGAAGAAAAAAGCAGAUGUAUAUGAUUUGUGUGAAAAAUAUGCUUAUUUUGGUUGAGAGUGUGUUCGUUCUACAAUGUAAUGCGGUCAGUGUGUGUGGAAAAUCAUAUGAAAAUUAAUUAAGCUUGUGUCGCAAAAUUUUCUGCAUGCAAUUGUUUAUUUUUCAAUUGCCUUUCGUCAAUAUUCGUUCAAGCAGCUGUUUAGUAUUGAAACAGUGGUGGCAAUUUAACACACGAAAAACGCCUAAAAGUGUAAAUCAACGUAAUCGAUCUUUUACAAUUUUCAGAACAUAAAAUUAAGAUUGAAAAUCCGAAAUAAAUAACGAAAAAACUAUUUUAAAUCAUAUAUCUAUAUAUAAAAAUAAUCCUAAAUUGUGAUCAAUCAGAGCAAAAAGUAAAUUCUCCGCUAAUAAACUUAAAAAACGAAAAAUAAAAUCGGUUUUAUUCGGAAGAAAUAUAUCGAUGUUUUACUUGGUUUCGAAAAAGUUUAAUUUUAAGUAAAUUAAUAAAAAAAAGUGAAUAAGUUGAUAAGUGUUUGGAAAGUAUGAGUGAUAAAAAUAAAAAUUCCGCUGAGGCGGUUACGAGUGAAAGUAAUGAUAAAAAUAUAAUCAAUAUUGCGAAACCUACAUCUAAUGUUACCACACCAACGUCAUCUGUAACCAAUAUACCCGUCAGUAAGCUAAAAGCCCCAACAAAUUUCAACAGUUCAACGGGAACUAUCUCGAAAAUCGGUCGUCCAUGCUGUCAUGCAGAACCAAAGACUGGCCCACCACCAAGAGAUUCAACCAGUAUGAGUCGUGAAAGCGAUGACAAUCUCAGUUCCAUCAAUUCGGUACAUACGGAUUUGUAUCAAGAGACUGUCAGACGUUUUACACGAUCGUCUUUGUCGCCGGAAGUGGACAGAUAUUCACCUAUGCGUUAUUCUUUUCGUGCGUCUGCCAAUAAACAGAAUUUUGAUAUCAAUCGUCGACAAUCUUACGAUUUGUAUCUAGAGGCCACUGGCCGACGACGAAGUUCAGAUCAUGGAGCGAUUUUAACGCAUGAUACGGAACAGUUUAUAAUUGGCCAAAGAGUCUGGGUUGGAGGUAUAAGACCUGGGCAGAUUGCCUAUAUCGGCGAGACACAUUUCGCACCCGGCGAAUGGGCCGGUGUGGUAUUGGAUGAACCGAACGGUAAAAACGAUGGUUGCGUGGCCGGAAAACGUUACUUUCAAUGUGAACCGAAACGAGGCAUAUUUUCACGUUUAACACGUUUAACAUUGAGCCCAUUGCCCGGAGCACAAACACUGGCAUCGCCGUUGCAAAAAAAUUCGCCAGAACGUUCACGUACAGUCUCACCUACCGCAAGCACACGCAGCUCCUUUUUACGCAUCCCGGGCAAAAAUGGUUUAACUGUGGGUGAUCGUAUUAUUGUGUCUUCCGGCUUUGGAAGCCGGCCUGGUAUUUUGCGUUAUCUUGGCGAAACACAAUUUGCUUCGGGAAAUUGGUGCGGCAUAGAAUUGGAUGAAGCAACCGGUAAAAAUGAUGGCUCUGUGGAUGGCAUUAGAUAUUUCGAAUGUAAACCUAAGUAUGGCGUUUUUGUGCCAAUCGCAAAAGUUUCGCUGUCCCCGUCAUCGAAAAAGACUCGUCUCUCCCGAACGGGAUCGCGUGAGUCAUUAACUUCAGUGGGCACUUUUAACAGCAUUGCUUCCACAAACACCUCACGUUUACGCUUGAACUCUCAGCGAAAAUCCCCGUCAGCCAAACCUGUUGUUGUAACCGCGCCAAAAACUCAAUUUUCUAUGCAGGAUCUGCUGCGUGAGAAGCAAUCGCAUAUUGAGCAGUUAAUGAUCGAACGCGAUCUGGAUCGUGAAGACUCACAAAAUCAAGCCUUACAAUAUCAGAAAAAUAUAAAUGAGUUAAAAACUCGCGUCGUACAUUUGGAACGUCAGUUAAAAGAAGAGCGUAAAAGGGCAGAAGAUUUACAAUUUUCCAUAGAUGAGGUCACAUUCUGUGGCGAUGAAUUAAAUGCGCAGACUCAAGUCUACAAAGAAAAAAUACAAGAUUUGGAAAAUAAAAUCACCGACCUAAACUCAGGUAAACCUUCCUCCGAAGAGCUAUUAUCCAUCACUACAUCUGCCCAAGGACUACAAGAACAGAUAAAGGAAGUGAAUAAUAAGUUGACAGCACAAGCCAAACUGCAUGAAAAUCAAUUAAGAGAACUUAACGAAGAGCAACGGCGUUUACAGGAAAAUAUCAAAUAUUUACAACAACAAAAUGAAGAUUUGCAAAAAGAACUUGUGCUUAAAGAUGAAAGCUUGGAGAAGUUCUCUCUGUCGCAAUGCGGUAUUGAGAAUAUGCGCAAAGAAUUGGAUUUACUUAAAGAGGAACAUGAAAAGGAACGAAUACGCAUUAGGGAAGAUUACAAUUUAAAACUUGAAGAGAAGGCUUUACUAAAUCGACAUUUAUCCGAGGAAAUAACAAAUUUAAAGAAUAUUAGGGAAUUACAAGAAAAUAAUCGGGCCAGAGUAGAAGAAGAAUGCAGGCUAUUGCACGAAGAUUGCAAAGCUCGUAACACUGAAAUAGAUAAUCUUAACGAGAAGAUAGCGAAAAUGUCAUCAGAGUUGGCGAUGCGGAAAGCUGAUUGUUUCACAUUAGAAGAAUUGCUCAAAGCUCAACAAUCAGGCAAUGCCGAGGAGAGGUCGUUAUAUGAAAAACAAUUAAUGGAAGUUGCCGAACUGAGAAAAGACAUCAAACGGCUUAUUGAUAAAAAUUCUAAACUCGAAAUACAUAUUCAAAAUCAAAAUGAAGAAUUAAAAAAUCUGAACGAAAUUAAAGCCACCAUAGAAACUAAAUUAUCGGGAUUAGAAGAAGAAACCGUGAAGACUGUGCAAGCUUUGGAAGCAACUUUAAAUGAUUUUCAAUCAAAAAACCAAACACUCAUUCAAGCAAAUGAAGAACUAAACAGAAGACUGGAAAAUGUUACGCAAGCCCUUGAAGAUGAAAAACUAUGCAAAGAAAGCCUUUCAGCCGAACUCAAGCAAAAGGAUGCUAUAAAUUUUAAGACAACGGAAGAAUUAACCGAAAGUAAAUUUGCAAUUUUACAAGUUCAAAGUCAACUGGACGAAUUGAAAAUCACAUCUGACCAAGAGCUUGCCAGGAAAGGGCAAGAAAUUGAAAGACUAGCGAACAUUGUGGAAAUUUUGGAAAAGAAAAAAACAGCACUAGAAGACGAAUCUUCUACAAAUAUUCAACAGUUAAGCGCCAAGACGAUGAGUUUAGAAAAGCAAACUAAAAUCUUAGAAGACGAUUUAAAAAAGUCAGCUGUCAUGAUAGACGAUCAACGACAACGCAUUGCACAGCAGGAUGAAAUCAUUAAAGAAAAGUCAUCGGAAUUGCAAACAACUGUCGCAGCCCUGGAGACCCUAUCCAAAGUUAUGGACAAGCUGAAAGAGGAACACGAAAUUGCGGUAAAUCGGAAAAAUGAUAUCGAGAAAGAAUUGAAGAAAAGCGAAGAGCAUAAGGCCCAAAAUGAAUUAAAUAUAGGCGAUCUAACUCGAAAACUCGAAACCUCUACUAACAAAUGCGAGACUUUAUUGUCUCAAAAUGAAACUUUGCAACAAGAUUUACUUGCUGCCAGAUCGUCUUGCUCGACUAUGCAAACCGAAAUGAAAAAACUAAAAGAUGAGAUUAUUUCGAGGCAAGAUGAUCACUCAACUUUAGAAAAUAAAGCCGUUGAAGAGCGCAUGAGAAUGCAAGGACAAAUUGAAGAAUUACAACAAACACUUGCAUACAAGACGAAGCGUUGCGAUGAACUUAACGAAAUUAUACAAAAAGGUAAGGAAGACCUCGCAGCAAAAACGCAAGAAGUCAAUCAAUUAGAAGAGAAAUCUAUUAAACAAGAACUUACGAUAAAGGAUCAUCAAAGGCAACAAGAGAAUUUGCAAACAAAAUAUGAAGCCUUGCUGAAGCAAAAUGAAAGCCUGCAGAAUGAUCUCAUUGUUUUAAGGACUUCAACUACAGAUUCGAAUUCUGAGCUAAUGAAACUUUCACAACAAAUUGCAGCGCAACAAAAAGCUUACGAUCAAUUGCUAGAUAAGGGAAAUUCUGAACAUAGCCUCUUAGAGAGCCAGUUGCAAGCUGGCCAACAACGAAUAGAUACACUUUGCAAUCAAGUAGAAGUUUUGACUCGGGAACUUAAAGAAACCCAUGAAGAAAAUCUUAAAUAUGUAGACCUUUUGAAGGAGGAGCAAGCAAAAUGCGGUAAACAAGAGCUUGAACUAAGUGAUCUUACGCGUAAAUUGCAAAGUUCCAGUGCAAAGUGCAAUAAUCUUGAUGCUCAAAACAGUAGCCUGCAGAACGAUUUAAGUCUUUUACGUGCCUCCUCUUCCGAUUCGAAUACAGAGAUUUUGAAAUUUACCGAAAAGUUAGCCGCAAAACAGAAAGCCCUGCAGCAGCUUGAAGAUAAAGCGAACAAAGAGCGUCAUUCCCUGGAGAAUCGCGUUCAAGAAUUACAACACACCGUAGAAGUUCAUCAAGCAGAAACCGAUAGCCUGCGCAGCAAACUAAUCGAAUUCGAAAAUUCAAAAUUAUCGCUAAGCAGUGAAUACGAAAGCAUGAAAAAUGAAUUAUUAACCAAAGCACAAAGAGAUCUUGAGGAUUUAAAGGCUGCAGAAGCUUCCAAGCAAAAAUAUCUUAGCGAAACUUUUGAAACGCAAUUAAAGGAAGCAGAGCAUCAUAAUCAUACGCUCAAUGAAACACUUGCCACUUUCCAACAACAAAUGCAAACAUUACAAAAUGAAUUACAUAAUGCGCAGACGGAAUAUAAAGCGAAAGAGGGGGAAAUGCAAAAACAACUUGAGACAUAUCAUACGGAGAAGCAACAGUUAAUGUCACACUUAGAGAAGACACAAACCGACGUGAAACAUUCUGUUAAAACGUUACAAGAGGAAAAGUCGCAUUUGCAAGAAAAUGUGCAAAAACUCACUUACGAUUUACAAGAGAAGGCAACUGCCUUGACGCAAGCGCUUCGUGAAAUCGAGCAAAAUCGCGUUUUAAAAUCCACUACCGAUACUCAGCUCGAAAAGGAAAUAAAAAAAUUACAAGACAACUUAGACCAGGUAAGUGGCGAAAGUGAACAAAAGACUAACUUACUCGAGGAGAAUAGGAAGAAGAUUGAUCAAUUGAUAUCGAUGUUAGAAGCCAUGAGAGCUUCGAAUGCGAACAUAUCAGCCACAAAUGCGGAAUUAUCUCAAGCAUUAGAGUUACUGGAACAGGAAAAAUGUGAGACAGCCAAUAUAUUCGAAUUGUUCGAAAUGGAAGCGGAUCAGAAUAUGGUUAAACUUGUUGAAAAAUUAGCAAGCUUAAAACAAGAAUUAAAAGACGCCCGAGACCAGUUGCAACUUAAAAAUACCCAAGCGGAUAAAUAUGAGAAGCAAAUAGCGGAAACGAAUGAACGCCUAAACAAAAUCGAGCAAUCUUUUAGCGAGACACGUUCGGAUUUAUUGGGCAAAACGAACGCAUUGGAAGAGCUGGAACGAGUGAAGAAAGAAUUGCAACAGCGUGUCGACGAAUUGGAUAUCAAAGCGAAACAAAAAGAUGAAUUACAAUUACAGUUGGAAGAAUAUAAGAAUAUCGUCGACGAGAUAGACGGUGUAUCAACGGAAAAAUCUACACAACUUGCUCAACUUCAAACGCAUAUUCAACAGUUAAGGGAUGAAAAAUAUAAAAUUGAAAUCAAUGAAAAAUCGCUAAAAUCGGAGAAUGCAAACCUGCAACGUAAACUUGAAGUGAUGGAUUUGGAAAAGAAUCGUGAGAUAACAACAUUACAAGAACAUAUCAGCCGAUUGCAAAAGAUCGAGAAAUUAAAGCAAAGUGGAACAAUUGGAGAUGCCGGCCAAUCGAAUGAAUCGAACAUCAAUGGCGACAAUACGGCCCAAAUUAAUUUCCUUAAUUCUAUCAUUAUUGAUAUGCAAAGAAAGAACGAUACUUUAAAAGCUAAAAUCGAAGCUCUCGAAUGUGUGACAACAGACUUUACCAAGCCGCAUGCCUUCGAUCUAAUAGCAAAGCGAAAACCCGCACCUCGGGUAUUUUGCGAUAUUUGCGAUGAAUUUGAUAAACACGAGACAGAAGACUGCCCUCUACAAGCUUCCGAUGAUAGGCAGUACUCGCCGCCACCACGUGCGGAAAAAAAUAACAAUGAUCCGGCCGGUAGGAAAAAUCGAAAGAUACCAGAGCCUCGCAAAUAUUGUGAAUCGUGUGAAGUUUUUGGCCACGAGACGGGAGAAUGUGACGAUGAAUGCUAUUAAUGUGCAUACAUAGGGAACAUUUAGUUCAACAAUUUAUUUAUAUAUCUAAUCUCUUAAUAUAUUUUUUUUGUUUUUCUUCGUAUUCGUGUUAUUUAUGCCCCGAUUUACCCCUUAAGGAGCGAUAGUGUUUAAUUUCUCCAUAAUUUUUUUUGUACACUUAUAAUAAUGUUCCCCUUCCUUUUUUUUGCUUUCAAUUGCCAGAUAAUUGAAUUGUUAUACAUUUUUGUUAAUAUAAAUGUUGCUUUAAUUGUGUAUCAACGAAACUAUUAUUAAACUUAACAAAAAUAUACCUUUGUAUGUGUCUUAAGUA
Messenger RNA from Glossina fuscipes, 6891 nucleotides. It is a transcript of the gene CLIP-190, whose product is annotated as restin homolog. The transcript has 17 exons. The record is from RefSeq and is a predicted model, not a curated record. Lineage: Eukaryota; Metazoa; Arthropoda; Insecta; Diptera; Glossinidae. Bases 840 to 6581 code for a protein of 1913 amino acids.